This is a messenger RNA of Lingula anatina, 2102 nucleotides long. RefSeq names its product CDK5 regulatory subunit-associated protein 3. Gene Ontology annotation, cellular component: endomembrane system. Gene Ontology annotation, biological process: regulation of mitotic cell cycle. The record is from RefSeq and is a predicted model, not a curated record. Lineage: Eukaryota; Metazoa; Brachiopoda; Lingulata; Lingulida; Lingulidae.
GAUGCAAGCAUUUUACACCUCUUUUCACCUGCUAUGUGGCUCUACACAGUAACAUAUUGAAACCAAGAUGACUUCUGAGGAAAAACCAGUGGAACUUCUUCCUAUUGAUAUUCACUAUAACAAAUUACUGGAUUGGCUAAUAAGUAGACGGCAUUGUAACCACCAAUGGCAGGCUUCGGCUCUUUUGAUUCGUGAAAAAAUAAAUAAUGCAAUUCAAGAUAUGCCUGAACAGGAGGAAAUAACCACACUUCUGACUGGGACAUACAUAAACUAUUUCCACUGCAAAAGAAUUGUAGAACUGCUGAAAGAAACUGAGAAGAGCACAAAGAACAUCUUUGGGAGGUAUAGUUCUCAAAGGAUGAAGGACUGGCAGGAAAUUGUUUCUAUGUAUGAAAGUAAUGGAGUUAAUCUUGCCGAAGCAGCUCAAAUGCUUAUGAGGAAUGUGAACUAUGAGAUCCCCUCCUUAAAGAGACAGAUAGAAAAGUGCCAGAAAGCACAGCAGGAAUGUACAAGAAAAGAGUCAGACUAUGCAUCACAAGCUGUGGAACAGAGAGAAAAAUUCUAUGCUUCUUGUAAACACAUGGGAAUAGAGGGAAAGCGAGUGAAAACAGAACUGGUAGCAUUGGUAAAAGAUCUUCCUGCUGUGUUAGAGGGUGUGGCAACUGUAUGUAAAGAACUACAACCAGCCAUGGAUUACUACAAGGCUUUUAUAGACUUUACUCUUGAUAGGUCAGAUUUUUCAGUCCUACCACUCCUUGGCCAUGUGGUAGACAAAGGUAACAGCACAGUGUAUGAGUGGAGGACAGGAAACAAGCCAGACACAGUGGAAGAAAUCACAUUUAAUUAUGUUGUGGAAGAUGAGGAAGUGAUAGGGGAACAGGAGGAUGUGGAGAUUGACUGGGGAGAUCCAGUGCUUGAUACAGGAGGGGACUCCAUUGACUUUGGGGAUGAUAUAGCAAUAGAAGUGAGUGCAGAAGGGAGCGCAAUCGACUGGGGGGCUGGCGAUGUCACUGUGGAGAGUAGCUCAGAACAGGAGGGUAACACAGCCAAAGGUCCAGAUGCCAUUACAGUGCUGGAUGCACCUUCCACUAGGAAUCUGUUUGUUGAUGACUUAAUGGAGUUGGAGUGCUUCCUUAAACAACGUCUGUCCGAGACCAAAUCAGAGUCCGACUUCCUAUCCAGCAGCCAAUUCCAGAAUGCCCCGCCCUCGGUCCAAGUGUCCGCGGACCAACUGACCAAUAUGAAGAACAGAGUGACCGAUAUCGUCAGCCAGAUGACAUCCAAUAAGAUGAGGGAAUUGUUUAUGAUUAGGAGCUCACCAAGGUACGUAGAUCGCCUUGCUGAGCAGUUAAAGAGUGUCUUGUCGAUGUCCGAGAAGAUGGAGGCGUCCAAGAGGCUGAUGGUUCAGAAGAGGGCCGAGGCACUGGAAGAACAGAGAGCCACAGAGCCCAAAGUGGGGCUGAUCAGAGAGAAGACAAAAAUAUUGCAGAAGCAGAUAGAGAAAGAGAUCUCCAAAAAAUAUCAGAACAGGCCAGUCAAUAUAAUGGGAGAGAUCAACACAAUAUGAAGGAAUGCCAACAGCCAGUUUAUUGGUUAGAGAAAUAUGGUUCUGAAACCACAGUCACAGUUACCUUAUAAAAAUUUUAUUUAUUUUGCUUCCAGUAAAAAGGUACAUUUCUGUAUCAGAUUGCACUGUACAGUAAGUAUUGAACAUAGGUGUGAUAUGGACCUUUCAGAUGUGAGCUCAGCAUGUUUGAACUGAGAGGAGGCAUACGUGGCACAAAAGGUCUGAAAUUGCCACUUCAAAUAAAACCUUGCCACAAAAUAAAAUAGGAAGCAUUGACUAUUUGGUGACAAUGGUCUGGGAACCAAACAAUUGUUUUCUUUUGAUUCUCACAUCAUUUAGAUCUUUAUAAAACAAAGACUGUUCUCAUGGUGUAAUGGACUGUAUGCUGUCAUUAGAAGUCUGUAUUAUGUGCUGAAUAUACAAGAAAUCUAUUGUUUUAAUAUGACAGUUAUCUUUGUGGUGGCAUGAAAUGAACAUUCCAUAUUCAUAGCGUUUUCUUUGCCUGUUAAGAUAAAUAUGGCAUUCAAUAUCACGA